AUGUCCUCCAACGGAGACGCUGUCAUCCUCCCCGCUGGGAGCGCCAAAGGCCUCGCCAACUACCCCCAUGGGCGUCUCAUUCCCUCAGCCGGCUCCCGAACAUUGUACAUCUCGGGCACAUCAUCCAGACUUGCAGACGGAUCAUUCGAGGGCUUCGAAACCAACAGCGACGGCGCUCCAUCUUUCGACGUCGGAAAGCAAACAGCCGCCAUUUUGCGCAACGUCGAUGCCGUCAUCAAGCAGGCCACCAACGGCAAAGGCGGCUUGCACAACAUCAUCGACGUCACGGUGUUUCUCACGGAUAUGGAGUAUUAUUCUGGGAUGAACAAGGUGUGGAAUGAGUUUUGGCCGAACUAUGAGGAGGCACCUGCGAGAACGACGAUUGCGGUCAAGGCUUUGCCCAGCCCCAAGAUAGUUGUCGAGAUGAAGUGUACAGCUGUGAUCUAG
Messenger RNA from Fusarium keratoplasticum, 447 nucleotides. RefSeq lists its product as uncharacterized. NCBI's taxonomy places the organism in Eukaryota, Fungi, Ascomycota, Sordariomycetes, Hypocreales, Nectriaceae. The coding region runs from base 1 to 447 and encodes 148 amino acids. The transcript has a single exon. Gene Ontology annotation, cellular component: cytosol; mitochondrion. The record is from RefSeq and is a predicted model, not a curated record. Gene Ontology annotation, molecular function: deaminase activity.